AAAUGGUUAAGCCAAACGAAGCGAAAAUUCGCAUUGCUUUCUGCUUCUGAAACAGCAAUACGAAAGUAACGCAUCCAAUCCAAAUUCAAUCCCUUUCUUCACCUAACUUCGCACUCUCCUUUUAUUUAUCCAUCUGCCAACUCCAAGGAAUUGAGAUCUCUCUUUCUCUAUCACUAACACGCUGCACGCAGAGAGAUUUUUGUACAUUUCGUGAGGUUGGAAGUGGAGAGAAACCUUCACCUCCGGCUUUUACAUUAUUAUUCUUUUCCCUUUUUAGAUUUUUGAUAAUUUACUUGGCUGUUGAUUGGAGCUAUUUGAGAUAAGGUUUUGUUUUUCUUGGUUUUCUAUUUGUAUAUAUUUUGCUUUUUUUUUUUUUUAGAUUAUAAAAAAAAACACCUUGGGUUUGAUUAUACAUUGUCUCUGCUCUGCUACUCAUAGAAAUAAAUAUUGGUUGUCUGAUUUGGUGCAUAUAGAGACAAUACUGCUGGUGGGUUUUGUGAGGAAAUCUUGAAAUUUGAUGUAGUGGUGGCCGAAAUCUUGUUUGCUAAUGAAUCAGGAGGAGCAGAAGGUACUACCGGGUCAUCUUGAUCCGGGGACGAGUGAGAAUUCGAGCAGUUCAGUUAAUGGGGUGGUGCCCGAGACUAUGAUUUCGGUGAGUUCAGAAGAGAAGGAAUCUACGUGUGUUGGUGAAGCAAAAAAUGGGGUUUUGAACGAAUUGGGUAGUGAGUUGGGGUCAAGUAAGGUUCUAAUGGACAGGCUUGAACAUUGGGUCAAUCAGGAGGUGAUUGAUCGGUGUGGCGGAGGUGAGGAACCGAGUCGAGUUGAUCGAGGGACAAGUGAGGAUUCGAGCAGUUUGGGUGGUGGGGUUGUUUCUGAUACUGGGAUUGUCAUUAAUUCGGAUGAGGCUUUGCCUGUUGGUGGAGAUGAUAGGGGAUUGGGAGCAAAAAUUAACGAAUUGGUGUCGAGUAAGGUACCUAGCAAAGAGGUGCAUAAAGGGGUCUCUGAAUCGGAGAAGAAUUCGUGUGUGAUUGAUGUGAAGUGCAGUAGUGGUAUUGGGUUUGGCGACAAUUGGGAUGGGGAGAGGGUUUGUAGGAUUUGCCAUUUGGGUUCUGAGCAAUCAUCAGAAUUGGAUACUGGUGAUUCUGAUAUGACGACAACAACAGAUUUAAUUCAGCUUGGUUGUGGGUGUAAAGAUGAGCUUGGCAUUGCACAUAGUUACUGUGCUGAAGCGUGGUUCAAGCUAAGGGGGAACAGAUUGUGUGAGAUUUGUGGUAAGACUGCAAAAAACGUUAAGGGUGCUGUGCAUAGCAGAUUUAUGGAGGAGUGGAAUGAAAGGAGAUUUACAGCUGGCAGUAGUAACUCCUCAGGAAGAGGUGGAGGAUGUUGGCGGGGACAGCCAUUUUGUAACUUCCUGAUGGCAUGCCUGGUAAUAGCUUUUGUGCUGCCAUGGUUUUUUCGUGUAAAUAUGUUCUGAUAUGGUAGUGAAUAAACUUGCAAAUGUUCUUCCUGGGAAUAUCAUUUUUUUUUUCACGCAUGCAUGGUGUUGGUGCAUCAUGUGGGGUUUCUGGCAUUAUUUUGGUGUGACAAAGACACAAUGCCUAGUUAGGUCUUCACAUUUGGCCCUGAAAGUUUGAGGCUUCAGUGUUCAGAUGAUAAAAGUUGUCGCCCCGACAACUAGGGAGCACCAGAUCGGACUGUUGUUCUUUGCUUUGCAGUUGAUGUGGCCGGUAAUGUUAUGAGAAUUUCUUCCUUGGUUUCA
This is a messenger RNA of Juglans regia (Persian walnut), 1759 nucleotides long. RefSeq lists its product as uncharacterized. Gene Ontology annotation, molecular function: zinc ion binding. The transcript has 2 exons. The record is from RefSeq and is a predicted model, not a curated record. NCBI's taxonomy places the organism in Eukaryota, Viridiplantae, Streptophyta, Magnoliopsida, Fagales, Juglandaceae. Bases 548 to 1474 code for a protein of 308 amino acids.